AUGGAAAAUGUGGACUCUAGAUGGCUCGAUACUCUGUACAGAGAAGGAUUCGAGGCGGUCUUUGGCUCCUGGAUGGGGAGAUAUGCGUGCCCCUUCUUGUUUGGUCACAAUCUAGCAGACAAAUACGUCAGCAUAUCUGACCUCUGUCGCCAUCUCGAUGGGUGCAUAGUAGAUACUGGAGAAAACCAACUAGUCGGUCGAAGUAGAGACAUUGAACAGUCUCUCCAGAGCACCAUUUCAGCAUUUGCAGCACGAUGGCUCCCUGUUACAUCUCCAGAGCCAAAUUCCAACGAGGAUCACUGCAGUCUUGUCCAGAGUCUCUGGAGGCAUGCCCGAAGGGAUAUGCUACGUGUCAUCAACAGGCCGGCCUACAGGUCAAUGCUAUCUCUGCUUCUGUUCGCUCUAACGCCGAUACCAGAAGGUAUCUCGGAGGACGAGGAGGCAGAUGGAAUUUCCGGUCAGGCUUGUGUUCAUGCAGCCUUGCAGCAGAUACAAACAUUACGUGCACGUCAGAGAAACCUUCAAUUCAGCGGUUCAAAAGUUUCUCCCUCUCUCAAGUCCCAAGCUAUUGUCACAACACCAGAGUCGAUCGAAACAUCAGGCUUCAUCAACGCCGAGAGUACUGUAUACUGGGCUGCUUUGACAUUUGACACCUCUGCAUCUCUCACUCUCAACUGUCGCUCCCUUCUAUCUUCAGGUCUCUUCGGCUUCGAAUCUGAACUCCCAUGGCGUCUCGUCAAAACCUGUGCCAAGAUGUUUGACGAGAACGCCCGCCAGUGGAAGCAAGGUAGCUCAGACAUGACAGAUGAAAGGGCGAAUCAAAUCAUUGCUGCCGGGGCCUCUUGGAAGCUCCUUGGAUGGAAAGUCACUGCCAUUUUUAAAGAAGCUCUGAGAGAUGGUCAUGACGAGUCAGAAGUUCGGAGAGCAUACCUGGCCGUAGUUGACUCUGUAAAACAGUUUGGUAUCAUUUAUCGCCCGCUUUUGGAUGAAUGCCAUAAACGCAUGCCUUUUCUUGGGCAGCAGACAAAGCUUCGAUGGUAUGCCGAGAACACGGUGAUGAAUACUCUAGCAUUCGGCUUGCACAACACAUUUACAUUAAAGCGACCUCUCGAUCUGAUCGAGAGCGAUAGUCUGAAGUUUAUUGUCCACGUUGGAGAGGACGUUGAGGCAUUUGCCGCAGAGUUCAAAGUCUGUGCGGGCAGCGAUAGCAAAGUUCUCAACGGCGACUGA
Molecule: messenger RNA, 1230 nt
Organism: Fusarium tjaetaba
Lineage: Eukaryota; Fungi; Ascomycota; Sordariomycetes; Hypocreales; Nectriaceae
Product: 3-hydroxybutyryl dehydrogenase
Exons: 4
Coding region: 1-1230 (409 amino acids)
Source: RefSeq, a predicted model, not a curated record